GACGUAUGUUAAAAAAUUACAAACACAAUAGCCCAAGGUGCGCAAGUUUUCAUGCGCAAUGAAAACUUCCUUGAUUCUGCUGGUCGAUUGCGGUGUUCCAUUUAGUUUUUCAGCUGAUCACGCUUUCAUCGGGCGCUUCACAGUCGACGCGUGUGUCAUGUGCGAAUCUCUCGCAGCGUAGUUAGAAUCGAGUGCUUGUGUCGUGUAGCUAUCUAGUGGCAGUGAAAAUGUUUUCAGGACUCACAAAUCAGGUCAGUUCGUGGAUGGGAGCAGCUAAAGGCGAGCCCCAAGAUGAAGAGGUACCCACCCCAACCAAGGACGCGACUGUAGAGACUACGGCAGAAGGGGACAAACAAAGUCCAACUAAGGGAGGCAAGCUGGACCUCAUCACCAAUGUGAAGUCUCAAAUGACCGGUUGGCUCGGCUCCGGAAUCCCCAUCCCUGGUCUCCGGAAAAAUGAAGCCGCACCCUCCGAAGUUCCUGAAGCUGCUCCGGUGGAAACCGCUGAAGUGGCCGAGCCCAAGCCUGAGGCAAAAGAGGACGAUGACAAUUCUAGGUACAUUAGCGCGACGGGCGGCGCGGACAGCCGGCCGGGCUCCACGGGCGGCACGCCCACUGACGAGCAGCCCGCGGGCGUUGGGAACGGUUCAUCACACAGUAAAAAGAUUUUCUCGGUAGACGCCAUAGACGUGCCCCAUAUGCAAGAAUUGACCACGAAAGCAGUGGCCGGCGCCAAGUCGCUCGGCAACUUCCUGUACUCCGCCGUGAACAAGGCGGGCGCUAAAGUGAGCGAAGCGAGCGCCAAGAUCAAGAAGACCGUCGAGGAAAACAGCAUCCUGGGCGAGUUCAACCGCGAGCAAGAUGCCUUCAUCAAAGGCCAGGAGAAGGGAGGCGGUGCAGCGGCCGCGCCGUGGAUCGGCGCUCCCAAUGAGGCCUCGCUCAAGGAGGAGUGCCUAUCGCUGUCUACUGACCGGCGGAACUUCGUGCGCGCGCCACCGGCGGGCGUGGAGUUCGACUUCGACUAUGACAAGAUGUACCCGGUGGCCGUCGCCAUCAUGGCCGAGGAUCCCAACCUCGAGAAGAUGCGCUUCGACCUGGUGCCCAAAGUUAUCACAGAAGAGAACUUCUGGCGGAACUACUUCUACCGCGUGUCACUCAUCUGCCAGGCCAACGAGGCUGACGCUGUCGAGCGCCAGGCCAGCGCUGACGACUCGCAGGAUAGUAAAACCGCGAGCGAAGGUCUCAUAGCUAGCGAAAAGUCAUCGCAAGCAUCGAUAGAUGACGUCAAAAAGAGGAUUAAGUCGUUGAAAGUCGAUAGAGAUAAUGAUGAUGCUUAAACGAGACACGGACAACAUGGAGUAUUUAAAAAUCACUGUUAUUUGUAACAACUAGGUAGCUUCACUAUACUGUCCCUUCACUACGCUCAUAUAAUAUAAUAAUAUUAUUUAAGACAUAGUUUUUAUGUUCUGUGGCAGUUUUAGCAUUAAAAUGGAUGGUAUAUGAAGCUUCCCAUAACGUGAACUUGUAAAGCCAACUCUUUGCUAUUACCGACGUUUCUCUCUUGUGAAAAUGUUAUUUCCAAUUGGUAUAAUAACGCUAAAACUAUGUUGUUUUUAAAUUAAAAAGCAUUUUAUAAUUUGUUUUUAAAGAUAAUUAUUAAAUAUUUGUUGUUCAAAUAAUAAAUAUGAUUUACGACUUGUUUUCGACUCAAUAAAAUGAUUAUAUAUUACGUUACAUAGAUCUAUCGCUAGUAUAUUUGGCGUUAUUAUAUUAAAAUCUAUCACUGUUGAUCUCACAUUAUUUUUUGAGCGUUAUUUACUAUAUAUAAAAUAAUAUAUAAUGGCUGUUCGCAAACCAUUGUUCCGUUUACGAAUCCAAAGUUUAUAUAUCACCGCAGCGUCAUAUCUUAAUACUUGUUGUUAUAUAGUAUUGUGUGUCGUUUAUAAGAUUGGUGUUAAUAAUAUAUGACAAUAUAGCUUCAUGUCCUUUAUAUGAAUGUAUAUAAAUAGAUUCAUAUAAAUUCCGUCAGUAAAUGUUUCAAUUUUGAAUAGCUUUGAUCACAGAUAAGGCUUGUCUAAUCAUCGUUCAUAUUACGUCACAGAAGUUGACUCUUAGCGAAAUGUUGAAUUUGGAGUAGUUUUUAUUUGUCUCUAUUGAGGUCAAGUCUGUUAGUCACAGUGUCUAUUUCAAAUAAUCUCGAUGGUAAUUAUAUAAACUGAAUGUUAUAUAUGUGUAUAAGUAUAUGAGUAAAUAGAUUCACGUCACUUCUUAGUGUUUAAAUGUAACUGUCUCGUGGUUUGAACAUUGCUACCUUUUACGUUUAUUUUGUACUCGCUUCUCGUCAAUAUUACAGCUUGAUUUUAUACCGCAUUUGUAUUAUUUAACACGCUUUCAUGUUUCUCAAAGUUGGUUCCGAUCUAUAACCGAAUGAACGCGUAGCAAUGUUGAAACUUUUACAUUACGUGUUGUCAGAUUUAUAUAUUUAAUGUUUCUAAUGAAUAUCGCUAGUGAAACAGCAGUUGGAAUUUACGAUCACCACAUACUGAACAAGAGUACAAGAAAUGAUGUGGUUUUUGCGUUGUGACGUGGCAAUAAAGUAUUAUUAACAGAAUUAAGUCUAGAGAAUUUGUUGCAUUAAUAUUUGUAACAUAAAGUAAUAAGUUUAGAGGAAAGGGGGGGGGGGGGGGCUAAUAGCUUGAAUAUAGGUAUGUCAGUAAAGGAGGGACAGUAUUAUUUUCUAUAAUUCCUAAUGAAACAUUCCAGGGUUACUAAAUAAAAGAGAAAUUGAAGAUUUUUCAAGCCCAUUUUGCCACGUUAAAACGUACGAACCGCACUCAAAUAUUUGUCUCGUCUCUUUGAAAUAUCUGAUAUAGCCGCGACAUAUCACUUAUGGGUGACAGUCAAUUAAAUAUUAUUCACACUUACUGCCGUUCUUAGGUUUUAUCCGCUGACAACACAUUCCCUUCGGCUCCGUAAUGCUCGAUACACACGUAACUAACUUGACACAUGCAUGGAACAUCAUGCAAACAACAUUUAACACAUAAAACCGAAAGAGUAGAAUAAAUUCGAUUGCUCUGGCGGAUCACGGAUGGCCGAGAGGUCAGUCGGUCCGGUAAAGAAAAAGACGCGGGUGCGGGUUCGAAUCCCGCCUUGUGAUAGAAUUUUUUCUAUUAUUUAAAAAUGCAUAUCACGUAAACGAGCUCAAACAACAAACAUGCGAGAACCAGAAAGUUUGCGCAAAACAUCAUGCAAGCUUGUCAAGCAUAAUGUCGCGUGUGUACCGUUACUUACGUGAGCCAUGUACUUAAUCCAAUGUUUAUAAUGUUGCGUAGAAUUAGCUGAUGGUCAAGGCAUCGACAGGUGAUAUCGUACAGGCCUAGUUACCUUCUAGUAGAUAUUUUCCGUCGCUAAUCUCUAUAAAAUUCCCUUUCUCACUUGCUGACAAUAUUACAUGAGUUAUUUCUUUUAUUUAACACCGCUCUCGUAAAUUUUCGACGUCCCCUAUCAGUAUUAUUAUUAACUUUAAUUUAAUAUUAUUGUUUAUUGUCUUUUUGUACUGUUUCCAUGUAAAACCUAGCGUCAGUAUAGAUGUUACUUCUAAUGUCAAUACUUGAAAAAUGUUUAGUGAAAUUAUAAUAUUAUAGUUAUUAACGGCAUUUAUAGUUAGUUAUUAUGAAUUGAAAUAAUUAUAUUAUUCUAAAAUAA
Colias croceus (clouded yellow) is the source of this 3705-nucleotide messenger RNA. It is a transcript of the gene Sap47, whose product is annotated as synapse-associated protein of 47 kDa. The transcript is spliced from 10 exons. The coding region runs from base 228 to 1337 and encodes 369 amino acids. The record is from RefSeq and is a predicted model, not a curated record. Gene Ontology annotation, cellular component: cytoplasm; synapse. NCBI's taxonomy places the organism in Eukaryota, Metazoa, Arthropoda, Insecta, Lepidoptera, Pieridae.